GCUCGAAGUGGAUAAAGACGAGCGGCCGUGGCGGAGGAACUGAUAGGCGAGUUCCGCGCGCUGCACUUUUGUUGUUUGUUUUUGUACUGUUGUAGUGUUUAUUUUCCCCACGCGUACUUAAUGAAGGAUGAGAAACCCACUUCCGUGAAGGCUUUUUUUUCUUCUGCAGUGCACGAGCCGUGACUACUAAAGAACGCGCUGAGUUAGAGGAGAAGAGAGGAGAGGAGAGGAGAAGAGAGGAGAGGACUGAGCUAGUGAGCCUCUGCUGCUUCCACUCAGUCUGACGGAGAGCUGUGUGAAGUGCUGCGCGUCUCAGGGAGCACAACUGGCUGAAAUGGAUCAGGGAUCUGUUGAAUAGUAUCUGGUUUUAAACACUUUUACUGAGUGGAAUCCCUUCUCCAGGACAAGCUGAAAACUCCAAGCGGAGUUGAAUUACUUCUUGGGAAGCACGACAUGGUUUGAGAGCACAGCGGAGCAGCUACUCUGAGCCCCUGACAUGGACGCAUGAUUGGCCAGCUCUUGCCUUGACGCCAAUGGCGAGGCUCGCGCGCUCAGCCCGGGGCGCCGGCUCGUACCCGUGGCCGCUCGCCUGCGCGCUCCUGUUUCUCAGCACUUGUGUGUGCGCGGGCCCGUCGUCGAGUCGCGCGCGGGGCCGUCUCGUGUGCUGGCAGGCUAUUAUGAACUGCCAGGCAGAGCCCGAGUGCCACUACGCGUACGGGCAGUACGUGCGCGCGUGCGACCCGGUGUUGAGCGGCCGGCGGCGCUCGUGCCCGAGCCACUGCAUCGCAUCCCUUGUGCAACUCAACCAGACUAAGAGCGGCCCUGCGCUGGAGGACUGCAACUGCGCAGACGACCAGCUGUGUCACGAAACCAAGCGCGCCAUCGAGCCGUGCCUGCCCAGGACCAGCAGUAUGGGCUGCACGGAGGCGCGGCGGCAGUGCGAGCGCGACGGACCGUGCCGCGCCGCCAUGGGUGACUACCUGCAGCACUGCAGUAAGCUGUUCAGCGGCGCCACGUGCACGAACGCGUGCCGCAGCGUCAUCGCGCAUAUGCGCCGCCUGCCCAAGGCGCAGCUGCUCGACACGUGCGUUUGCGACGGCGCUGAGCGCACCAUUUGCGAAUACGUCAAAGUGAGCAUGCACACGCUGUGCUUCGGGAUGCCGCCCGUGGUCGAUAAAGAAGGAUCCGGGAGCUUUAACGACGACUACGAUGAUGAGGAGGAUGAUGGAGAGGACGGGAAGGAGGACGGUCCGAGCAGCGCGGGGACGUGCGUGCGGUGCUCGCGCGCUCUUGCCGUGCUUGCACCCGUCUUGGUAUUCUUACGUUUCUGAUUUAAAAAAAACAACAAAAAACAGCCAGUUCAAUGCAGCGUUCAAUGCAUUAGACUUUUGCUCACACCUGAUCUGCAGCCGUUUAAAUUUCUCCUUUUCUAAAGAGUACCUUUCCAAAUGUACCUUUGGGUGACUUCCAAGUCCUUUUAUGGCAUUGCAUUCACCUUUGAUUAUCUAUGCAAAUGCACUGUUCAGUAGCUGAAAUGGACAUCAGGAACCAUGGCACAGUUUCGAUAUUUAUUUCUGAGCGAGAUCUCUACCUGGAUGUGGAAGGACAGAUUUCCCCAAAUAAAGCAAGACUAAGCUCAGCCUGACACUACUGCCUUAAACCGAGACUGCUCACAUAGAAAUGUUCCUCUGACAUUGUCGAGCAACA
Molecule: messenger RNA, 1707 nt
Organism: Pangasianodon hypophthalmus (striped catfish)
Lineage: Eukaryota; Metazoa; Chordata; Actinopteri; Siluriformes; Pangasiidae
Gene: gas1a
Product: growth arrest-specific 1a
Exons: 1
Coding region: 534-1331 (265 amino acids)
Biological process (GO): regulation of cell cycle
Source: RefSeq, a predicted model, not a curated record